Messenger RNA from Pseudoliparis swirei, 4021 nucleotides. RefSeq names its product hepatocyte growth factor a (gene hgfa). Gene Ontology annotation, biological process: proteolysis. Gene Ontology annotation, molecular function: serine-type endopeptidase activity. The coding region runs from base 20 to 2167 and encodes 715 amino acids. Lineage: Eukaryota; Metazoa; Chordata; Actinopteri; Perciformes; Liparidae. The record is from RefSeq and is a predicted model, not a curated record. The transcript is spliced from 18 exons.
UGCUUCCAAGUUCCUCACCAUGAGGACAAACGUGUGGAUUUACCAAGCUGUGGUUUGUGUUGUGGUCACAGUAUUAAACACAGGAUUCUGCAGGACUCAUCAGUCGUUACAGAAGUAUGAAAAGAGUGAAAGUCACACGCUGGUUUGCACGGACUGUGCUCGGCCCCCUUUGGUCCGAAACAGCCGAUCCCAGGAACACUGCGCCCGCAAGUGCAAGAAGGUCAAGAAAAACUUCAACUGCAGGGCUUUCAACUUUCAGCGGCACAACAGGAAAUGCCACUUGCUCCCCUUCGACCGCUUCAGCCCCGGUGUGCAGAAGCAGGCCGACGUCAACUUCACUCUGUUUGAAAAGAAAGAUUAUAUCAGGGAGUGUAUCAUCGGCACCAAGGACAACUACAGAGGGAGGAGGUCUUGGACGAAGUCAAACAUCACUUGCCAAGCUUGGUCAGAUAAUAACAUCAAUGAACACACGUUUUCUCCCGAUCGGUACCCAACGCAAGACCUGAGGGAGAACUUCUGUCGGAAUCCCAACAACGAUCCCGGUGGUCCGUGGUGCUACACCACAGACCCCAACGUACGGGCCGAGGAGUGUGGCAUCCCGUGGUGUUCCGAGGAUGUCUGUAUGACCUGUAAUGGGGAAGAAUACCGGGGCAAACUUGACCAUACAGAGAGCGGCAAGGAGUGCCAGAGGUGGGACUCAAGGAAGCCGAACAAACACCACUUCCAGCCCAAAAAGUAUCGGCACAGAGAUUUAAGAGACAACUACUGUCGCAACCCAGAUAAUCGUUUUCGUCCCUGGUGCUUUACGUUGGACCCAAACACUCUGUGGGAGUAUUGCAACAUCACUGUGUGUGAUUUGGACUCAAGUGAGGACACAGAUGUCAAUGUAACAACAUCCUGUGUCCAGGGAAAGGGGAAAGAUUACCGAGGCAUAAUGAAUGUCACUCCAGAGGGUGUGACGUGUCAGCAAUGGGACUCCCAGUCGCCCCAUAACCACUCUUUUCUUCCUCAGAACUUCAAAUGCAAAGACCUCAGCGAGAACUACUGCCGUAACCCUGAUGGUGCAGAUCACCCAUGGUGUUUCACUUCGGACCCUAAUCAAAGGAUAGCCAACUGCACCCACAUCCCCAGGUGUGAUGCUGAGGCCACACGCAAAAUAGAGUGUUAUGAAGACAACGGAGAGACAUAUCGGGGCACUUCAUCCAUAACUCGAUCCGGUAUUCCCUGCGCAGACUGGUCACAUCACAUAAACAGAGGGGAUUCUCACUCUACAGAGUCCCAUGUAGGGCUGGAGAAGAACUACUGCCGGAACCCGGACCGGGACAAACAUGGCCCCUGGUGUUACGCCAAUCCAAAUAACCGUUUGGCUUGGGACUACUGCAAGCUGAAGCACUGUGAAUCGGCAACAGUGGCUCCUCAACCGAACACUUUAAGUGGACCCAAGAUAUCGUGCUUUGUGCACAUAAACACCAGAAUUGUUGGAGGACACCAAGUGCGAGGUACAGAUGGCAGCUGGGUUGUCAGCAUCCAAAGAGAGAAGGUUCAUUUGUGCGGGGGCUCAUUGAUCAGAGAGGAUUGGAUUUUGACAGACCAACAGUGCUUCACCUCCUGUGUUCCAGAUCUCAAGGAUUACAGUGUGCAGGUUGGUCUGCACCACCUCAAUGAAUCCUCAAACCACCCGAGACUACGCAUCUCUCGCCUGAUCUGUGGCCCAGAAGGAUCCAACCUGGUGAUGCUGAAACUAGAUGAUCCCGCCCCUGUGUCUGAAGGUGCCUCCACAAUUCAUCUUCCAGUAAAAGAGUGCCACAUCACCGAGGGCACCAACUGCACCAUGUACGGAUGGGGGGAAACCAAAAACUCAGGAUACGAUGAGGCACUGAACGCUUUAACCAUGCCCAUGGUCUACAAUGACAUGUGCUCUCAAAUCAAAGGGGACACCGGGGAAAGCCGAAUAUGUGCCGGCGGCAAGAGAGGAGAAGGCGUGUGUGAUAAAGACAACGGCGGCCCGUUGGUGUGCCAGGAACACGAGCGCAAGGUCAUCGUCGGCGUGAGCAUCCAAAGGACAAAAUGCGCCUCGUCACAACCGGCGCUUUUCGUUAACGUGGCCUUCUACUCUGAGUGGAUAUACAAAGUGUUCAAGCUUUACCCCAGUUUGGAGAGGAACUGAUGGCGGGUGUGAAACAUGCGCGGCUUUAUCGCGGCCUGUGAGAGGAGAGACGGCUUUGGGCCAAGAAAUUCCUAGACGUCUCCAGCACUGACCACGGGGGAGAAAUUCGGAAAAACACCUUGUGGAAAGAUGUCAUUUUGGGAUUUAAUGGCUGUAUUUGUCAUUAUACGGAGAUGACAGAUUAGAUGUCCGGAUAAAGGAAAUGGAAUCUCAUCCGUUCUUCCACUUCCAAGACAUCCAGGUUGUUAGUAUUAAAAUCAUUUGUACGACCGAAGCCUUCGAGCACAUGAACAACAUACUAAUUGUACUUUAACAUUAUCAGAUUUUCUGAAGCGACCCAAACUAAGACAAUGAGAAUGACACGCGUGACUUAAUCUUAUCUGCCUGGAAUAUACUUGAAUAUGGACAGAAGACUGGUGGAACCCUCCUGUGACUGGGACCUUUUUUUAAAUAUGUGUUGUACUGCAAACCAUUAUCUUAAUUACCUCCAACACAAAUGGUUGGUGGGUAACUGUUGUCGUCUUUAAUGUCAAAAAAUAUACUAAUCUGGUCAUAUACAUUUUUAGCAUACUUUACAAAUAUUACCCGGUUUCGGAAAUGAUCCGACAAAGAACUACGGUAGUACCAAAAAAGGGAGAAAGAUUUAAGCAUGAGUUAAAAGUCCCAAAGAAGUCCAGCAAAGUUUGGCUUCGGGGGGAAAAACACUCUUGCUGCUUGAAAAGUGUCCUGCAGCAGCCUCGGGUUAGGGUGAACUAAUUGUGAGCUGUAACUGGACUACCUUACCCCCCCCCCCACCCCUGUUAGAUUCCCUGUGAGAGGGUCUAUGAAGGACUGAGCAAACUGCUCCAAAAUCUUAUGCUAAUAUUUGUUACACGAGAGAGCAAAGAGCCGUGCCAACUAUAACAAGGCCAUUUGGUCUCCAGUUUGGAGGGAACUUUGGCCCCUGGAGGGCUGUGUGUGGUCAGUAGGAUAUUUUAUACUUUUCUUUUGUUGUUGUGCAUAGCCGCAGAUUUAUUGUUUCUGCUGUGCUGUAAGAUAUUAUAGGUCUUAUAGAUCUGGAAUAUAUUUGGUUCACUGAGUAAUGUCAGAUUGGCUUCUUCUUGCCUUUUUGAUUUAUGUUUGAUAUUUAAAGAGACUGGUAGGUUGUAAGUAGUAUUUAGGGAUAUUUAUAUAUUUUUUUAAAGCAGAAGUCAUCUUUUAAAAGGAAUCCAGAUGUUGCUGUGAUAUUGAGAUUUUAGUUGCUUUGUUCUGAGAGUAAUUAUGACCCCCAAACUUACUGGGGUGCAUGGUUGACUCACGAGUAACAGCCACACACACAUGACAUUACAUGCUUUGAUUAACCAUUAAAUUCAUUAGUGCUUGUUGGCUAAAUGUGUACUGUUCUGCCCACAAACACAAAACAUUAUGGGAAAAUGUGCAAUGAUUAUCUAAUAAUGUUGUACUUUGAUGUUAAAAGCACAAAUAAAUACCGGCAAAUAUUGGCAUUAGAUGUAAAAAAUGAAUUGAAAUGCAAGUUUUAUUAACGAAAUAAAACAAAAAACGCAAAGAGGCGCUUCUUACAACUAGCAUCGUCAAAUUAAAGCCGAUUAAGUGAAUCAACACAGGUGAUAGUAGAGGAAUACAUGACCACAUGUGUGAUAUUUAGUGAGUGAGACUAAAAAAUAAUGUGAUUUUCUUUUAAAUCUUUCCGUCAAUCUCCAUUUCUGACUCAUUUAGUAUUAAAAGCUGUGUACUUUACUCAUGUUUGUGUGGCUCCUACCAAAACAACAAUGUAUACUCGUGUCAGCUCUAAGAUGACUGUUCUGUAUAUCACAUGGAAAACGUUUCAUAGCAAUAAAGGAACAAAUAAUAAUA